AUGGGGCAGGCGUCCCCGGCGCGGUGGCCGCUCCUGGCGCUGCUGUUGCUGCCGCCCGCGCUGCCGCGGCCGCUGAGCGGGGCGCACUGCCCGGAGCCCUGCAGCUGCCCGCCCGACGGCGCCCUGAGCUGCCCUGGCCCGCGGGCCGGCCUCACCCGACUAUCACUCACCUAUCUCCGUAUCAAAGUAAUUCCAUCUCAAGCUUUCAGAGGACUUAAUGAGGUCAUAAAAAUUGAAAUUUCUCAGAGUGAUUCCCUGGAAAAGAUAGAAGCUAAGGCCUUUGACAACCUCCUCAAUUUGUCUGAAAUACUGAUCCAGAACACCAAAAAUCUGGUAUACAUCGAGCCUGGAGCAUUUAUAAAUCUCCCCCGGUUAAAAUACCUGAGCAUUUGUAACACUGGCAUUCAAAAGCUUCCAGAUGUUACGAAGAUCUUCUCCUCUGAAUUUAAUUUCAUUCUGGAAAUUUGUGAUAACUUACACAUAACCACCAUACCAGGAAAUGCUUUUCAAGGGAUGAAUAACGAAUCCAUAACACUCAAACUGUAUGGAAAUGGGUUUGAAGAAAUACGAAGUCAUGCGUUCAAUGGGACGACGCUGAUUUCCCUGGAGCUGAAGGGAAACGCACACCUGAAGAAGAUGCACCACGGAGCCUUCCAGGGGGCCACAGGGCCCAACAUCUUGGAUAUUUCUUCCACCCAACUACAAGCCCUGCCUAGCUAUGGGCUGGAGUCCAUUCAGAUGCUAAUUGCCACCUCAUCCUAUUCUCUAAAAAAAUUGCCAUCAAGAGAAAAAUUUACCAAUCUCCUGGAUGCUGUAUUGACUUACCCCAGCCACUGCUGUGCUUUUAGAAACUUGCCAACAAAAGAGCAGAAUUUUUCAUUUUCCAUUUUUGAAAACUUUUCUAAACAAUGUGAAAGCACAGCAAGGAAACCAAAUAAUGAAACCCUUUAUUCUGCCAUCUUUGCUGAGAGUGAACUGAGUGGCUGGGAUUAUGACUAUGGUUUCUGCUCACCCAAGACAGUCCGAUGUGCUCCUGAACCAGAUGCUUUUAACCCCUGUGAAGAUAUUAUGGGCUAUGACUUCCUUAGGGUCCUGAUUUGGCUGAUUAAUAUCCUAGCCAUCCUGGGAAACAUGACUGUCCUCUUUGUUCUCCUAACCAGUUGUCAUAAACUGACAGUACCCCGUUUUCUCAUGUGCAAUCUCUCCUUUGCAGACUUUUGCAUGGGGCUCUAUCUGCUGCUCAUUGCUUCAGUUGAUUCCCAAACCAAGGGCCAGUAUUAUAACUAUGCCAUAGACUGGCAGACAGGAAGUGGGUGUGGAGCUGCUGGCUUUUUCACUGUAUUUGCAAGUGAACUUUCUGUCUACACCCUCACAGUCAUCACACUAGAAAGAUGGCACACCAUCACCUAUGCUGUUCAGCUGGACCAAAGGCUACGAUUAAGACACGCCAUUCCGAUUAUGCUUGGAGGAUGGUUCUUUUCUACUCUAAUUGCCAUGUUGCCCCUUGUGGGUGUCAGCAAUUACAUGAAGGUCAGCAUUUGCCUCCCUAUGGAUGUGGAAACCACUCUCUCACAAGUAUACAUAUUAACAAUUUUGAUGCUCAAUGUGGUGGCCUUCAUCAUCAUUUGUGCUUGCUACAUUAAAAUUUAUUUUAUGGUUCAAAAUCCAGAGCUGAUGGCUACCAACAAAGAUACAAAGACUGCUAAGAAAAUGGCAGUUCUCAUCUUCACGGACUUCACCUGCAUGGCACCUAUCUCUUUUUUUGCCAUCUCAGCUGCUUUCAAAAUGCCCCUUAUCACAGUAACCAACUCUAAAGUUUUACUGGUUCUUUUUUAUCCAGUCAAUUCUUGUGCCAAUCCAUUUCUGUACGCGAUUUUCACAAAGGCAUUCCGAAGGGAUUUCUUUCUGUUGCUGAGCAAAUUUGGCUGCUGUAAACAUCGGGCUGAACUUUAUAGAAGGGAGGAUUUUUCAGCUUAUACCUCCAACUGCAAAAAUGGCUUCACUGGAUCAAAUAAGCCCAUCCAGUCUACACUGAAGCUGACCACACUGCACUGUCGAGACAUAUACAGUUGA
Myotis daubentonii (Daubenton's bat) is the source of this 2073-nucleotide messenger RNA. It is a transcript of the gene LHCGR, whose product is annotated as luteinizing hormone/choriogonadotropin receptor. Gene Ontology annotation, molecular function: luteinizing hormone receptor activity; G protein-coupled peptide receptor activity. NCBI's taxonomy places the organism in Eukaryota, Metazoa, Chordata, Mammalia, Chiroptera, Vespertilionidae. Gene Ontology annotation, biological process: luteinizing hormone signaling pathway; hormone-mediated signaling pathway; activation of adenylate cyclase activity. The record is from RefSeq and is a predicted model, not a curated record. Gene Ontology annotation, cellular component: plasma membrane.